CUAGGUUAUCCAUUUUAAAAUGGUGGCCUUUACAUUAUGCUAACUCUACCUCAAUAAGAAACAAUGAAAGGAAAUGGGUAUCCACUUUUUUGAAAAAUCUUUGGUGAGCUAAUCCAGGCAUCUUGCACCAAAUUCAAAAGCUUCAAAACAGUAUAAAGCUGAAAACCUAAAUCUUUUCCCCAGUCACGGUAGUUUCCUUCCCUGGAGCAACUCUGGUUACUAGAUUAUUGUCUAGUCUAGAAUGAUCUGCGCUUUUCCUUAACUUCUGAAGAUAACUCAUAUUACAAGAGCCAUUUAUGCUCACUGCAGACAAACACGCAACAGAAGACGGGUGGAGCAGAAGAGUUCGGAAGAGAAGUCCCUCCUCGGGAUGGUCCCAUAUCUGGACAGUAUCUGACUGCAGUUGUCCCUGGGUUGCUUGGUAACCGGUUAACUAGUGGGCAGUUAUCUAGUCGCCAUGGGGCAAAUUACAGCAAGCUGGCUCAUCCUGGGUUCAUCGGCCCGGGCAGCGCACACGUGGCCGCCUAAUUUUUUGUAAAGUCGGCUCCUCAGUGCAGCAGACAAAAGUCCGUCUCAGGGACAAAGGGCAGCGGUCGCGCCUGCGCAGAUUGCGCGCGGGCCCCCGGAAGCUCCCCAGGGCGCGGUCUAGCCCCGCCCUCUGGCGCAGCGCGCUGACGUCGCGGUGACGUCACGGCGGAGUUGCCAUGGCGGCGCUGAACGGUCUGGCGUCGGCGCUGGAGUCUUACAGGGGCCGCGACCGCCUGAUCCGAACGCUGGGGUACUGCUGCCAGCUGGUUGGCGGGGUCUUGAUGGAACAGUGUCCUGCCAGGUCUGAAGUGGGCACACGCCUGCUGGCCGUGUCGGCCCAGCUCAGCCACUGCAGGACUGUCCUGAGACUCUUUGAUGACCUGGCCAUGUUUGUCUACACUAAGCAGUACGGCCUGGGGUCAGAGGAGGAGGACGUCUUUGUCCGCUGGAUGUCUGUCCUGGGCAACAUAGCCGACCAGCUCUACUAUCCAUGCGAGCAUGUGGCCUGGGCUGCCGACGCCAAGGUCCUCCGCGCGGACUCUGCCAGGUGGUGGACACUGAGCACAGCCCUCUGGGGCCUCUCCCUGCUCUUGGGGAUUGCCAGGUCCCUGUGGACGGUGCUGAGGCUGAGGCAGAGGCUGCGGAGCCCUGUGGCCAACCUUACCAGCCGGCUGCCCCAGAGCAAGCAGAGGGCCCUCGAGGCGCGGAUGCAGUCGGAGGUGCUGACGCUCCUCAGCAACCUGGCUGACCUGGCCAACGCUGUGCACUGGCUGCCACCAGGUGUCCUGUGGGCUGGCCGCUUUCCCCCGUGGCUGGUGGGCCUCCUGGGCACCAUCUCCUCCCUGCUCAGCAUCUACCAGGCGGUCCAGGCUAGUGGCCAGCCCGAGGCUGCCAGCCCCUGACCUGGCGUGAGAAGAGGUGGAUGUGGCUGGACCCAAUGGAGGCCCCUUCCCUCAGGGCGGAAUCACCAGGCCAGGAGAUGCGUCUUUAGUUGAGCAGCCCUGGCGCCAGUGCAUAGGCAGGGAGGGAAGAGGGGCUGGCAUGGGAACCCCCAACCCCAGCCAGGGCCUCGGUGGGGAAAGCUCUUCUCUGAGGGCCCAACGGGGAAGCCCCCAGGACUCCCAACCAUGGCAGAGCUUGGAAGGGCCCUGCGUGGGCCUCUGCAGAGCCUUCUAUCUGCUGGCCACGUCCUGCGUCCGAAUGAGACAAGCAGGAGCGACCCGUGCCGCGCUUCCAGUGGGACUUGGGAAAGCUGGAAUGAGAAUCAAUUAAAUACCCUGGAGCUGGU
Molecule: messenger RNA, 1816 nt
Organism: Sciurus carolinensis (gray squirrel)
Lineage: Eukaryota; Metazoa; Chordata; Mammalia; Rodentia; Sciuridae
Gene: Pex11g
Product: peroxisomal biogenesis factor 11 gamma
Exons: 5
Coding region: 705-1430 (241 amino acids)
Biological process (GO): peroxisome fission
Cellular component (GO): peroxisomal membrane
Source: RefSeq, a predicted model, not a curated record